AUGGUCGACCCUACUCUAGCAGAAAUGGGAAAGAAUCUGAAUGAAGCAAUGAAGAUGCUAGAAGACAAUCAAAGAAAAGUGGAGGAGGAAAAUGAAAAGAAGUAUGUGCGGAAGGAUAUUCCUGGACCACUCCAAGGCAGUGGCCAGGAUAUGGUGAGCAUACUUCAGUUAGUUCAGAACCUAAUGCAUGGAGAGGAAGAAGAGGAAACUUCACAGGCCUACCGACUUCAAAAUGUUGGUGAACAGGGUCACAUGGCUCUACUGGGACAUAGUUUGGCUGCUUAUAUAUCGGUGCUGGACAGGGAAAGACUGAGAAAACUUACGACAAGGAUCCUUUCUGAUACUACUCUCUGGCUCUGCAGGCUUUUCAGGUAUGAAAACGGAUCAGCAUAUUAUCAUGAAGAUGAUCGUGAAGGUCUCCUAAAAAUCUGUCGACUUGUUAUUCACACACACUAUGAAGAUUAUACAGUAGAAGGAUUUAAUGUGCUAUAUACUAAGCAGCCUGUCAUAUACAUUAGUUCUGCAGCUAGAACAGGCUUGGGCCAAGCUCUCUGCAAUCAGCUAGGGUUGCCCCUUUCUUGCAUGUGCCGUGUGCCUUGUAACACUAUGUUUGGAUCUCAACAUCAAAUG
This is a messenger RNA of Pelecanus crispus (Dalmatian pelican), 630 nucleotides long. Lineage: Eukaryota; Metazoa; Chordata; Aves; Pelecaniformes; Pelecanidae. The record is from RefSeq and is a predicted model, not a curated record.